AUUAUGACGAGCAAAGGGAGGUUACUUGUGAAUGAUUCAUCAAUUGAGGAAGGAAACAAAAUGUUUAUUUUUUAUGUGUUAUUACCCAUUUUCUUUCUUUUUUCUAAUGGUUAUUGUGAGAGAACAAAAGAAAAGAUCUAUGUGGAGAUUAAGUCAGGUGGAAGAUCACCUUGUUUUAGAAGGCUAAAUGGGACUCAUCAGAUUGGAUGCACAUCUGAUCCGAAGGGGAAUGUCGGUGUUGUAUAUUAUGUGAAUAAUACACAGUCAGAUUUAGAUUGGCUUCUAAAUGAAGGUCCACAUAAACCAUAUGCUGUAUUACUGAAUCCGAAAGAUUUUCACAUGAAGACAGUAAAAAGAUUACUUGAUUCUGGUAAAGUGAAUGGUAUAAUGGUAAUACAGGUACCAGAUAAAGAACAUAAAUACCCUCCGGCCGAGGCAUUCUCUCCUGAUCAGUCCUGUCCUAACCAAGGCUAUGGUCUAUAUAGCGGGGAUGCUACUUACGGAGACUGUUCAAAGAAUCAGUGGAACUCUGUUGGAGAAGGAUUAAUGUUCCAGGACAUUGGUAUACCUAUAUUUGUCCUUAAAGAAGAGUCUGACGUUGAUUUUAUCAUAGAAAAAUGCUAUAAAAAGUUCAAUGCACCAUCUGUCAGCGGUGUAGCGAGAGAGUAUCCCCUAUGCGCAGUACAGUUGAAAGACCGUAUGGACGGAGCGAAGGACUCGGAAACUUGUACGCGUAGAACUAACCACCAGAUGAACCUCAAUCCUGACCGAUACUGUGAUCCUUUAGGCGAUCAGAAUGUGUAUGCCACAGUGAAAGACGUUACAAAAGAUAUGAGGAGAGAAGAAAAAUCGGUCAUUGUUGUUGCAGCUAGGAUGGAUUCUUUCUCCAUGUUUGAGGACAACUACCCAAGUGCAGACAACCAUGUGUCAGGUAUUGUGGCUCUGUUAGCCGUGUCUGAGGCUAUUGGAAAGGUCAAGGAUAAGAUUCGAGAUUCAAACACGACCAAAGAUGUUAUGUUUACGUUCUUUCAAGGGGAAGCAUUUGACUAUAUUGGAUCUGGAAGAAUGGUGUACGAUAUGGAACAUAAUGAGUUUCCUCCGUCUGAUAAUUUGCAAAAGAUAAACCUGAAGCAUAUCUCACAUUUUGUCGAGGUUAACCAGCUAGCCUAUAGAGAUGAUGGAAAAAUCUGGAUACACACUGAUCCCCUCUCACGGCCUAAAAUACCCGAGGUUGAAUAUAUGGUGACCGGAUUGAAGGACAUAGAUCCCUCAUUAAUUGAUGAGGUCGACAAAGAUCAGCCGCUACCCCCUGCCAGUGCUCAGUCGUUCCUGAAGAAAACACAACUUCCUACAGUUGUCAUUACUGACCAUAGAAAAGAAUACACAAACAAAUUUUACAACAGUCGGCUUGAUUUAGCGUCAAACAUCAAAGCAAGUUGUCCUGAUAAAACAAACCUUACUGAAUGUUAUGAUACAGUAUCUAAGCAAGCCAGUAACCUGACACCUGUGGCCAACCUACUGGCUAAAUUCCUGUAUACUCUGGCCACGGGAGAUAACUCUACAGACAAUGUGACAGUUGAUGUGAAUACUGUACAACAUUUAUUGUUUUGUUACCUGAUAUCUCCGAAUUGUGAGCUGUUUAAACAGAGUCUGGACAAGGGUAAAGCAGAUCAACUAGCUGAUGAACCAUACCAGUUUUAUGUUGGUGUCAACACACAGACCAACAACUACACUGCCUUGACCAAACAGAUGCUUUUAGUAUACCUAGGAGACCAUGUUGAAAAUGCUACCAAAGACACAUGCAAAGGUGGCGAGUGGGUACAAGGACCGUUGAAUGAAAAUGGAACCAGGACUAAUGGAUACUGUGUAAGAGGAAAUGCGAACUUGUCAAAGGCAGUAUCUAAAGCAUUUGAAAUAGACGACUAUGAUUUCAAGUCACGGCAGUAUUCAACAUGGGCAGAAAGCAGCUGGCAAUUCAAUGCAAUGAACGUUAGGGUUUUCUUAAUACCUAGCAAAAAAUUUGAGACUGUCACGUUGAGUGUCGGAGUAAUUAUGCUUCUUGUUUCCAUGGUGAUUGUAUAUUUCAUCAACAGCCGGGUGGAAGUACUGUUUGCUGGUGCCCGACGUGACUAUAGAACUAUAGACACGAACAACGAUAAUGGCAUGUUGUAGCAAUAACUUUUGAAAUGUUUGUUUAGCAUCUUUAUUUUGAUGAUAUUUUUUGGUGAUAUUGUUUGAAGUGACGUUUUUCAAACAUGAUUGUGAUAUUGUGUAAAAACUCGCACUAUUUCUACUUUGCUUAUUUUCACUAUAUAAGUUAAAGCCAUUUUUAACGUGAUACUGUCAAUUUUCACUUAUUUUAUGACGUAACAUAUGAUUAUAAUAAUGUUUUCUUAAGACGUAGCUGAAUUUUCUGAAUAUUCAAUUUUAUUUUUUCAAAGAUAAUGGACACUUUUACACAUUUUUGCCAUGUACUUUGAUUUUCUCAACAUUUUUAUUUUUGUAAAUGAUUGUGUGCCUAUUGCCAUAUAUUGGAAGUUUAAUUUUAUAUGCAUCGAUUGUGAAUAACUAGAAUAACUAGAUUUUUACUUAUAAUUGGUUACAAGUAAUAGAUUUGAUCUUUGAAUUGCUAUCAUUGAAUUUGCUUUAUAUUUUAGAUGAUAUUUUUACUUAUAAUUUGUUACAAUUAAUAAAUUUGAUCUUUGAAUUUGCUUUAUAUUCUAGAUGAUAUUUUUUUUCCUUUUUUUAUGGACAUUGUUUGUAAUUAUGUAUAAUAACAAUUUUUUGCAUGCCUUCUUUUGAAUUCAGUACAAAUCAAGUAUUUGAGUGUUAGAAUGGAGAGGUGGGGUGGGCUUUUUAGUGCUACCAAUUUUAGUAAUGCCUGUCUACACGUCUGCGCAGUCUAGUCACACUGUAAUAAUAAUAAAAAACAGACUGCUUUUGUUGGAUUAAUUUUAGCAUUUUGGUUUGGUUUAAAGAUAUACAAUGUAUUCAUUAAAGCUUGAUUGCGAAAACUUAUAUUAAUCACUUAUUGAGUCCGCUUCCUUGAACCAACCAGUACUAGUGUCAUAUGAAGAAACAUUGUAGUGACCCAAUUAGGGCUGGAACCCAUGAUCCCUGGGUUGAGAGGCAGACACCUUACCAUAAGGCUUCUGCUCCCCUUGAAAAUCAUUAUAGUAUUGAAGUUCCUUAAAUUUUUAUAGAGUUAAACAUUAAAUUAUGUUUACUGAAUUCAGUGAUUGAACUGUUAUGAACAGCCCUGUAUGCUGGACAUAUAGGCUAGUAUGUGUGAUGUGUACAUGUAUAUCUAUUUAAAUCCUGUAUUAUCAGCUAAGUGCAAUAACUGGUUAACUAUUUUUAGAAGGACUUAACCUGUUAUUGCACUAAGGUGACAGUUUGUACCCUGACAGUAGAAGAAAUGCUUGUGUAAAUUUUGAAAUAGUUAUGUUAAUUCAAGCACCAGUCGUAACUCACUCCCAGCUGUGGAAAUAGAGGGUGGAAGGAGAGGGGUGCAUAGGGGGCCAUUUUAUCAAGGAUCAAAUCCUUGGCCUAUUUGGGAUAGUCAUAUGUCAAAAUCUAUGAUCAAUAUUCUCCAAUAAUCCCCAUACAAGUUAGUGUAUUCCCUGAAAUUCUUGUCCGCAGCAUUGAGCAUAAGAAGUCAGAGGACAGACUGAAAGAGGAAAAUAUCACCUCCACUAUUCCAAGGAACUAGGAGGGAUAGGAGCUGCUGUUACCAUUGACUUGUGCAGUUUUUAUUGGUUGUUUUUUUUUGGGGGGGGAGGGGGGUGAAAUCUUGAUAGGAAGUUAAUAUCAAAUCAAGGUAUACUGACAUUUGUCACAUAUGAUAGUCCCACUUAUUCUACAUUCCACUAUCAUCUAUGGGUUGAAAGAAGUAAUGACAUGUUAAUUUGUUUCAUUAAUAUAAACUAAGUAUCAUGUACAUUUAUUUUAUUUAUCAUGUACUUUGUUAUGAACUUUGUAUUAUUGUACAUUUGUUUAUCAUGUUGUACAGAUUAACUAAGUUUCAUGCACAUUUGUUUAUCAUAUUGUACAGUGACCAUAGUUUCAUGUACAUUUGUUUAUCAUGCACAGAUGAACUAAGUUUCAUGUACAUUUGUUUAUCAUGUUGUACAGAUAAACUAAGUUUCUUGUACAUUUGUUUAUCGUGCUGUACAGAUGACCAUAGUUUCAUGUACAUGUGUUUAUCGUGCUGUACAGAUGACUAUAGUUUCAUGUACAUUUGUUUAUCAUGCUGUACAGAUAACUUUAGUUUCAUGUUCAUUUGUUUAUCAUGCUGUACAGAUGACCAUAGUCUCAUGUUCAUUUGUUGAUCAUGUUGAACAGUCUUAUUUCGUCAUAAUAUAUUUUAUGGGAAAGGUCGUGUACCCAUCAAUGCUUGUUUUGGUGAACUUAUUUCAAGCUCAAAAUAUAAAUGCAAUCUUUUGGACCUUUUUAAGUGCUGAUGCAUAAAAGUAAUAUAUGAACAAAGUGUGACAGCAUUGAACUUAUCAAAUUUGGGAGAACAUCUACUGGCAACUUGAAAAUUUAUGUACAAGAGGAUUGGACUAAAAUAGGAAUGUCCCAGAUUCAGUCCCUUAUUUUGCUAUGUAACAUGUAACUGUGCUAUAACAAUAUUACUGUUAAAAAGAUGUUAUAUAUUGAACAAAUAUGCUUAUGUUAUAUAUUGAAAAAAUAUGCUUAAUUGAUAAUGUUUUGCUUAAUUUUUAAUUUAAAAUAAAGUCAUAUAGGAUGGACUUAAAGGUGUAAAUACUUCUAUAAAAGUCAAAUAUUUACUGAGAAGUUUUUCUUUUUAUUUAAGAGUGAAAAACUUUAUAUCUGGUGAAGUAUGCUAUCACUCAGAUUAUUUUCACAUUUUUAGGUCAUUUCUGGAGUUUUAAAGGUGCAUAAAGCCUAAACGAGUAUUUCUUUCUUUCUGUACAAAGACCAAACACAUGCUUUGUAAGAAUGUAAUUAUAGAUUUAGAGUAUAGGAGAUGCUUGUCUCCUGAAGAAAAUUGCACUAGAUGUGAAAUUACUUGUUAUUAAGAUAGGGAAAUGUAAUCAAAGAGGUAUAGUGACUGCCAGUCUAAAGUCACUAAAUAAUCAAUAAAUCACUAUAAUUGUAAUUAUUGUAAAAAUGAAAAAGAAACAGAAAAUCACUAAGCUCUACGGCCAAUGAGUAAUUUUUUGUUAUCAAACUGUAACAAACCUCAAAGAAUAGAAAUGAAAUUAAAAGGUGGUUUUUUUUGUGUUUUUUUCCAGAAAUAAAAGUAAUACCAUUAUUUUAGGCCUAAUGGGCCUCUAAGCUGUACUGUAAUUAAGUAUCCAGUUUAUCUAAACAAUGUAAUAUAAUGUGUAUAUAAUUAAAUUUUGUAUUUAGUUUGUUAUUUUGUAUUGAGUUUUUUGUUAUUUAUACUUGCUGAUAAUUCAACAGGCUUGAAAAGUUUAAUGCAGAUAUUUUCUUUUUUUAUGGAGAUUUUUUUAUUAUUUAUUUUUUGAAUUUUGUUCCACAAUUAAACAGAAAAACAAACUUGAAAAAGUGCUAGGAAAUUGUCAUUAUUAUCAUUUAUUUGUCUGUUAAUAUGUCAUCUUUAGUUAAUCUUUGAAAGAUAGUGAUUUUUUCAUCUUUAUCAAAUAAAUCAGGUCAUUUGCCAUUAUAUUUGAUUUUGAUAAUUUUGCAAAGUGACCAUUGGGACCAAAAUGUUUUUAACUAUUUAGAUGUAGAAAUAUCCAUAUUUAUAUUGUAGCUCCACUAUUCAAAGAAAAGUGUGGCUAUCCUUUGAGCCCAUUUGUUGUAAAAAUAUCCAUAUUUUAAUUUUAGUCCUAUUCUUCAAAGAAAAGUGGGGCUAUACAACUUGCCCAUUUGUUGGUGUCUGAACACUGGCUAUAAGUUUUGUGAACAACUUUAAAUCUCAUUCAUGUAUUGUAUUCAUUUACUUAAACUUCUUUUGGAUAAUAAUUGCAAGUCACUGACCAAGACACAUAACUCUAGCUUAAAUUCUUUUUACUCAGUUGUUCCCCUUUUUGAACUUGGACAAUUCCUGUUUUAUCCAUGCACUGAACAAAGUUGUGUAAGAUUGUGUAAAUAGGAAGUUCAUGAGUUAAAAUUAACGUAAGUUGUUUGUGUUGUUGUGCAUAAACAAUACAAAGUAUAUCAAAAUUCUCUACUACAUGUAUUUAUGCAAAUAUUUGUCAAAGUUUGGAAAUUUGCCUUUUUAUUAAUUUUUUGUUUGGUGUCAAAUAUUUAAGUCAUUUACCAGUUUUAUUUGUGCUAUUGUAUUUAUAAUUUUUAGAGAUACUAUUAUUUUGUGUGUGUGUGGUUAUUGUAUACUUGGUAAAUAGAUAAUUUUUGUAUUUUUGUGCAUUGUGCCUUUUCUGGUAAAUAGACAUGUUUAGUGGAAAAUAUUUGACUAUUAUAAUAGCUGUAGUGAAAUAUUUCCAUGACCAUAAAUAAAGUUAGGAAGUGAGAAAGAAGAAAGUCUAGUGUUAAAUUGAUUUUUUAUGCCAAUAGUUCAAAUGCAAAAAAAAAGGUUUUCACUACUGUUGUUUUUUAUGUUUAUUUUGUGUGCAAAGAACAUUAAAAAUGCUCCAAUAAAUUAUAAAUAAUU
Molecule: messenger RNA, 6607 nt
Organism: Ruditapes philippinarum (Manila clam)
Lineage: Eukaryota; Metazoa; Mollusca; Bivalvia; Venerida; Veneridae
Product: nicastrin-like
Exons: 16
Coding region: 4-2172 (722 amino acids)
Biological process (GO): protein processing; Notch receptor processing
Cellular component (GO): membrane
Source: RefSeq, a predicted model, not a curated record